GGGGCCAGCGGGGCCCGGCCAGUAGCGGGAGGCGGUAGCGUCAGGCGCCCAGCUGGUGGUCCCCGCGGUGGCCCGCUGCCCGGUCCGCAGGCUGAGGGAGCGGCGGCCCCAGCCCCCCGCGCCGCGCUCUCCGCCCCACCCCGCUCGUCGUCGGCGGCCUCGCGUCAUGCCAGGCGCUGCUCCCCGCUAGCGCCGCCGGGUCCGUUGCCCGCCUGCCCGAAGCCGCGCCCACUACCCAGAGCCAGAGGGAUGGUGGUAGUCACGGGGCGGGAGCCAGACAGCCGUCGCCCGGACGGUGCCAUGUCCAGCUCCGACGCCGAGGACGACUUUCUGGAGCCGGCCACCCCGACGGCCACGCAGGCGGGGCACGCGCUGCCCCUGCUACCCCAGGAGUUUCCUGAGGUUGUUCCCCUUAACAUCGGAGGGGCUCACUUCACCACACGCCUGUCCACCCUGCGGCGCUACGAAGACACCAUGCUGGCAGCCAUGUUCAGUGGGCGGCAUUACAUCCCCACCGAUGCUGAGGGCCGGUACUUCAUUGACCGGGACGGCACGCACUUCGGAGAUGUGCUGAAUUUCCUGCGCUCUGGGGACCUGCCGCCCCGGGAACGUGUGCGGGCUGUGUACAAAGAGGCCCAGUUCUAUGCCAUCGGGCCCCUCCUGGAGCAGCUGGAGAACAUGCAGCCACUGAAGGGGGAGAAAGUGCGCCAGGCAUUUCUGGGACUCAUGCCCUAUUACAAAGACCAUUUGGAGCGGAUUGUGGAGAUUGCCCGGCUACGCGCAGUCCAGCGGAAGGCCCGCUUUGCCAAGCUCAAGGUCUGUGUCUUCAAGGAGGAGAUGCCCAUCACCCCCUAUGAGUGUCCACUUCUCAACUCUCUGCGCUUUGAACGGAGCGAGAGUGAUGGGCAGCUAUUUGAGCACCACUGUGAAGUGGAUGUGUCUUUUGGGCCCUGGGAGGCUGUGGCUGAUGUUUAUGACCUGCUGCACUGCCUGGUCACAGACCUGAGAGCCCAGGGCCUUGUCGUGGACCACCAGUGCAUUGGGGUGUGUGACAAACACCUCAUCAACCACUACUACUGCAAGCGCCCCAUCUAUGAGUUCAAGAUCACGUGGUGGUGAGUAGUCCUGGUAGGGAAUAGAGCCCCUUCAGGGAGGGUGUCCAUUCCCCUUAGUGGAUCUGGGAGUCAGAUCCCUGGAAGGGCUCCUGACUGCCCCGGAACCUGCUGAGGUGAGGACUGAGCCCGGAGGCACAGCUCCAAGUGGACGGAGGUGCAGCUCUAGUCUCCCCUGCUAUUUCUUGGGGUCAGGCUCAGGGCUUGUGGCCCACAGGAUCCUGGUACCUGAACUUACCUGGCCUCUCCUCCAGGCAGGGCAGUCUUUACCUGAGGCCAAUGGGUCUGGCUAGCUUGGGCUUGGCCAGGAAGUCCAGAGAGGUUUUGUUACUUUCUUGACUUUGCAAGAGAGUUUCUGCCGUUUUUAGAGCCACAUUACCAAAAUAAAAUAGGCACAAUCACUUCCUCAGCCCUGUGCAGGUGUUCCUUCCUUGUGCUCAGUGUAUAGGUGUGGACAUAGAACAUGAUGGGGGAUUUUAUCCAGACAGCCACUCCACAGUCUCUGGCUGAAGAAGGAGCACCUUCUCUCCCUCCUUCCCCAAGAAGAGUCCCCUACUUUGUUUGAAGAUGUGAAAAGACUGUUUCCUUUCAAAAUGUAUUCACCACUUUUUGGAGAUGUAACCAUAGUUACCAAAACUAUGCACCGGGUUGGCCUUAGAAAAGCACAAUGUUUACAGCCCUGCUUUGGGCCUUGGCUUCUAUCUUCCACCAACCUUCCUUGCUUGCAGGGUUAUCUUCUCACAGGGCUGGAUUAUAAAUUUGAGGGGCGCCUUUUGAAGAUUCUCUAAGUCAAGCAGGCAAGGUGUCUACAUCUGUUAUCUUUGAGAUGUCACAUCCUUUUCUGGAGGCUCCGAAUACCUCUUGGGCUGCCAUUUCAUCUGUCAGGAUCCAGUUUGUGGUGAACCCUUUGAUGGGAGCCCCCUCUUUAAAAAAAAUAUUUUUUAUGUUUUAAUUACGGUUGACAUAUUUUAUUAUAUUAAUUUCAGGUGUACAGCAUAGUGGUUAGACACUUACCUACCUUACAAAGCACCCAUCUGACAUCAGUGAUUACAUUAUUGACUAUAUGCCCUAUGCUGUUCUUUACAUCCCUUUGACUAUUUUUCUUUUUUCCAAUUACAGUUUACAUUCAAUAUUAUUUUGUAUUAGUUUCAGGUGGAACCCUCUCUUUUUUAAACCUUGCUUUAUCCCACUGACAUUCUCCUUCUCGGAGAGUAUCUGUCCUAGAGAAAAAACGGAAGGGCUGGGUGAGAGGCACUGCUGUCCCAGGGGCUGUAGGAAGACAGCAGCAAACCUCCGUGAUGUUUUACUCCCCACAUUUCAGAGAGAGAAAAAGAUCCACGAGGUUCUGCUCCCACUGCGUUUCCUUCUCGCUCUGUGUGCAGCCUGGGGCAGCUAGUCAGGGUAUGGACCUGCAUCUCCUAAAGGAAGACUUUGCAGCACCAGUAUUUGGAGUGUAGCAUUUCUGUGCUGCAAUAAGGGCUUCUCUCUGUACUCGUGAUUGUACUUGGCUGUUUUGGGGUGUUCUUGUAGGGAGAUUUUGUUAUAUGUGAAAAGCUGGUGAGGACAGCCUCACUGAUCUCAAGUCUUACAAGACCAGAUUGGUGAUGUAGGGCAAGAGGGAGCCGAAAACAUCUGCCUCCUUCUGAGAAGGCCAAGCCCUGGACCCUUGGCUGAAUUCCUCCCUGAGGCAAUGACCUCCUGGCCCCUGUGUGGGAACAGAGAGCCAUGGCAUGGCUUUACACUCUUAUAUCCUAUUCUUACAUGAGUGGAGCAGAGAUACAGACGGAGAUCUAAGAGGAAAGUGGUCAGUCUCCUUGGUUCCGAGAUAUGUAUUCUUUCUAUUGUUCUCAUCCACAAUGGAUCGUCACGUUUCUGGAGCUGAUGUCCCUGCUUGGAGUUCAGCUCAACAACAUGCCUCUUGCCUUUGGUUUAAGUUGCUCUGAUUGGUGUUACUGCCUAAUACACGCUGUGGUUCAACCACGUUGAUUUCUUGACAGACACCGAGGCAAGCUAUUUAGGAGGAAGUCAAUGUGAGUAGAGAGCAGAUAAUUAAGCCCAUCGCUUUCAGUAACCCGGGCUUGACCCCUCCUCUUUCCCACCCCCAGCACAGCGCAUCACAGUGCUUGGUCAUUUAGCGUCUGUACAUGCAAGACCCGAAGCAGCUGGUAUGCUCAAACGCAGGUUUGCUAAAAACGGGCCCUGGAAGACUUGCUUGGGGCUACAGGGACGCUGUCCCCGUGCCUCUCAUUAGAGACACCCAUUUCUCUUUCCCUCUGCGAUGUCCUCAAGGUCGUGUGCUCUGUGCCAUUGUGCGGAGACCGGGUUCUAGGCCAGUAGACCAGAAAGAGCCAGGACACUGGCAUCCAACUUAGAGCUCUUUUUAAAUGGAGUGAACGCAUUCAGUGGCCCAGUUUGGCCAUUCUCUGAUAAGAGGCCAAGGCCAGCCUGAACAGUGCUCUUGGAAUUGGUGGUUUGUGGUGAUGGCCUCCAAGUAAAGGUUGUCUCUGAGAAAGUGACUUCUCCCAGUUGGGUCCCUUUUUAACUCUAAAUGGCCAGGCCCAGAGUGUAAGAAGGGUUGAAUGCUUCUCUCUGAUCGAAGGAAGGUAUAUUUUUAUAGAAUUCUUGUGCAUAAUGUCAGUAAAUGCCUCUCACCCUGACAAUGGACUAGAUUCAUCCUGCCGUGGGACAGGCCCUGGUUAGUGAUGUGUCAAAGUGCUGCCUCUGGAGCUUCCCUUUUGACUUUGGGCACCUUCUCUCCCAGGUGCCAUGCUCACUGGUUGGGAAGGUGGAAGUUUUAGGAGACAGGACUGUAUGGUAUAAUGGGGGCCAUAACAAAAUUCAAUAAAAUACUUAAUGGCAACAAAAAAGACGGGAACAAAACCACAGUGAACCACAUUACGUCAUCCCAGUGGAGGAAUUCUUUGGGCAGUGCUCUAAAUAGAAGAAAUAGAGGGAUCGUCACCAUCCUUUUUCUACCUCUGGCUAGUUCACCAGGCUGUCCUGUGCUUAGCGUUUGGAAAGCAGUCAGUUGUGCUCUGAAAGCUUCUAUUCUUUCUUCCCGGAGCUUAGGAUAUUCUGGGAACUGUCUGAGCCUCAGGCUAAUCAGGUGGUACAAUCUUGCUGUUCUGAGUUGCUCAUUGGAGGAGUAGGAAACGGACUUUUGCAAACCACAAAGUGGGGUGAGCCUCAGUGUGUGAUCUUGGUGUAAGCUGGAACCUGAAAGAGGCUUCAGAUACACAACAAGAACAGAACAAAAACUACGCACACCGAGCAGUUUGAUCCAGGUUAGAAUUUCAAACAUCAUCCUUCUGCACACCUCCUGUCUGUAUUUGAGUCUGAUAUAAGUGAUUAAGCUUUCUUGGGGACCAUUUUGCUGGGGCUCUUCAUGAAGGUGGUGCCUGCCUCAUGAUCCUUAAGAGGGAGGCUUUAAUCCAUCAGAAGCUGGAGUAUUGGGAACUGGGGUAGGAGAAGCACUUUCUGGAAUAAACAUAUAUGUAUACAUAUGUUAAUUGGGGGAAGGGUGGGGUGGCAGGGGGUUAGAGGAGUUGGGAACAAAGCCUGGGUGCAGUGAUGAGUCUGGAGUGUGGGAGGUCACCUGGGCUCAUUGUCUUCCUUCUGUAUGGUGUUGGGUUUGUGUGCACAGUAAAGCACUUCCUGUGUUCUUUCAUUACUUAUCUGUGAGUGCUUUGGUACAUGGAGCCUCAGUACCCUCACGUGGCAUUAAAAUCAACAAUAAGAA
This is a messenger RNA of Myotis daubentonii (Daubenton's bat), 4851 nucleotides long. RefSeq names its product potassium channel tetramerization domain containing 7 (gene KCTD7). Gene Ontology annotation, cellular component: plasma membrane. Gene Ontology annotation, molecular function: protein binding. NCBI's taxonomy places the organism in Eukaryota, Metazoa, Chordata, Mammalia, Chiroptera, Vespertilionidae. Gene Ontology annotation, biological process: protein homooligomerization; positive regulation of transporter activity; membrane hyperpolarization. The record is from RefSeq and is a predicted model, not a curated record.